AUGCCCUCUUACAAGCUCACCUAUUUCGAUGUUCGCGGGCGAGGCGAGGUGCCAAGACAAUUGUUUGCUCUGGCUGGAGUGCCCUAUGAAGAUGUGAGGAUCACUUUCGAGGAAUGGGCCGAGAAAAAGGGAACUCUCCAACUUCCCUAUGGCCAGCUGCCAAUUCUCGAGGUUGAUGGGGUAAUUUUAGCUCAAUCCGGAGCGAUCGCCCGUUUCUUGGCCAAGAGAUUUGGAUAUUACGGUGAAAACGACUUCGAAGCAGCUCAAAUCGACGAGUUCCUCGACGCGUUCACCGACUUUUUCACCGAACAGAAGAUGUUCUUCCCGAUUUACAUUGGGAAAAUGGAAGGGGAUAAGGAGGCUGCUCGAAAGGAGCUUUUUGAGCCGGCUCGUGACAAGUAUUUUCCGAUUUUUGUGGAGAGAUUCUUGAAGAAAAGUGCAAUUGGAUUCUUGGUUGGAUCAAAGCUCUCCUACGCUGAUUUGGCUCUCGCCGGGCAGACUCUCUGUUUACUCGAUUUCAUGCCCGAUUGCAUGGAUAAAUAUCCUGAGUUGGUUGCUCAUCUUGAUCUCGUCAAUUCAGUGCCGGCAAUCAAGGAAUGGAUCGAAAAGCGUCCAAAGAAUGCAUUC
This is a messenger RNA of Mesorhabditis belari, 627 nucleotides long. Lineage: Eukaryota; Metazoa; Nematoda; Chromadorea; Rhabditida; Rhabditidae. The record is from the annotation of a GenBank genome assembly.